Molecule: messenger RNA, 957 nt
Organism: Dryobates pubescens (Downy woodpecker)
Lineage: Eukaryota; Metazoa; Chordata; Aves; Piciformes; Picidae
Gene: LDLRAP1
Product: low density lipoprotein receptor adaptor protein 1
Exons: 9
Coding region: 11-925 (304 amino acids)
Cellular component (GO): early endosome
Source: RefSeq, a predicted model, not a curated record
CGGGAGCGGGAUGGACGCGCUGAAGUCGGCGGGUCGCGCCCUGCUGCGGAGCCCCAGCGUCCACAAACCCUCCUGGGCCGGCGGCAGACACAAGAAGCUCCCGGAGAACUGGACUGACACCCGUGAGACGCUGCUGGAGGGGAUGCUCUUCAGCCUCAAGUACAUGGGCAUGACGCUGGUGGAGCAGCCCAAGGGCGAGGAGCUCUCCGCGGCGGCCGUCAAGAGGAUCGUGGCCACCGCUAAAGCAAGUGGGAAAAAGCUGCAGAAAGUGACCCUGAAGGUCUCCCCCAGAGGCAUUGUGCUGAACGACAGCAGAACCAAGGAGCUCAUCGAGAACGUCUCCAUAUACAGGAUAUCCUACUGCACAGCAGACAAGAACCACGACAAGGUCUUUGCCUACAUCGCCCAGAGCCAGCUGAGCGAGGCCCUGGAGUGCCAUGCCUUCCUCUGCGCCAAGCGCAAGAUGGCACAGGCAGUGACCCUCACUGUAGCCCAGGCCUUCAAAGUCGCCUUUGAGCUGUGGCAGGCAGCCAAGGAAGAGAAGGAGAAGAGGGAGAGGUCCAUCCUGGAAGGGGAAGGGAUGAGCAGCCCAGAGGCCCCUGCCCACCCUGCUGCAUCAGCCACAGGGACCCUGCUGGACUUGGAGGAUGCUGCCAGGUCUGCCCUGCCCUGCAGCACAGAGCCCCCAGCCCUGGACAACAGCAUGUUUGGGCCCAGCCCCUCUGUGAACAACAACCUGGUGUGGGAAAUGGAUGAUGGCCUGGAUGAGGCAUUCUCAAGGCUGGCCCAGUCAAGAACAAACCCUCAUGUCCUCGACACAGGACUGACAGCUCAGGACAUCCAGAGUGCAGAAACUCUCUCUCCUGUCGCCUGGAACAAGAUCGAGGGCGGCGCAGGGGAGCAGGAGGAGCUCUUCAUGUUCUGAGCUCAACCCAGGAGCUGGCAACAGAAGAAAAA